AUGGUUGAGGUUUUGUCGUUGACAAAUGAUUUGUCUCAAGCAUUACAAAAGGGAGAUCAAGAUAUUGUUACCGCCAUGCAACUUGUCCAAGUAAGUAAGAAAAGGCUUCAACAAAUGAGAGAUAAUGGGUGGGAUGCAUUUUAUGAAAAAGUGGUGGAUUCUUGUGGUAAUCUUGAAAUUGAUGUGCCCGACAUGGAGUCAAGGUAUGUGAAAGGUAAUAAAUCCAAAAGACUAGCUCCGUUAUUGACAAAUCUCAAUUAUUUCAAGAAUGAUUGCUUUUUACAUGUCAUAGAUUUUAUAAUGAAAGAGUUGGGUGAUCGAUUUACACCGGAAAAUGUUGAGUUGUUGAAUUGUGUAGCAUGCUUGAAUCCUUAUUCUUCUUUUCAAGAUUUUGACAUUAAAUCACUUGUGAGGUUGGCAAGAUUCUACCCAAAUGACUUUGAAAAUGUUAGUGAUAAGGAGUUGUCUAGCCAACUUGAAACUUAUAUUGAGUGUGUCAAGAUGGACGAUAAUUUUUCCAAGUUGAAGGGUAUUUCGGAUCUAUGUAGGACUCUUGUUCGUACAAAAAAACACAAGACAUUUCGAUUUGUGUACACACUUUUGAAGCUAGCUUUGUCAUUACCGGUGGCCACGGCAAGUGUUGAGCGAGUAUUUUAUGGCAUGAAAUAUGUGAAGAAUGAGUUGAGAAAUCGAAUGGCAAAUUCAUGGCUUAAUGAUUGCUUGGUGGCAUUUGUGGAAAAAGAAGUGUUUAUUACAGUCGAUGAUCUAGAUAUUAUCAAGCGCUUUCAAGCCAUGAGUAAGAGGAGAAUGCAUUUACGGUUGGACUAG
Erythranthe guttata (spotted monkey flower) is the source of this 828-nucleotide messenger RNA. The record is from RefSeq and is a predicted model, not a curated record. NCBI's taxonomy places the organism in Eukaryota, Viridiplantae, Streptophyta, Magnoliopsida, Lamiales, Phrymaceae.